This is a messenger RNA of Micromonas pusilla CCMP1545, 1583 nucleotides long. RefSeq lists its product as uncharacterized. NCBI's taxonomy places the organism in Eukaryota, Viridiplantae, Chlorophyta, Mamiellophyceae, Mamiellales, Mamiellaceae. Gene Ontology annotation, biological process: triglyceride biosynthetic process. Gene Ontology annotation, cellular component: endoplasmic reticulum membrane. Gene Ontology annotation, molecular function: diacylglycerol O-acyltransferase activity. The coding region runs from base 1 to 1467 and encodes 488 amino acids. The transcript is spliced from 2 exons. The record is from RefSeq and is a predicted model, not a curated record.
AUGGCGGACGCCGACGGCGCCGCGAAGCCCCGGCCCGGUCUGACGAACCGCAAGAACGCGGCGGCGGCGGCGGCGGCGACGACGACGACGACGACGACGACGGCCCCCCCGGACUCCCCGGAGCCGCGGUCGAUGUCGCGCACGCCCAGCUUCACCUCGGACGUGAUCGACGGCGGCUUCGCGUACCGCACGUGCGACAGCGGAAGCGCGUCGUCGCUCGCGUCGCUCGCGGAGGACGAGGUCGCGAAGUUCGUGAAGCCGGACCGGAAGCCGGAGAAGAUCCCGCACAAGGCCACGGGGCUGCUGUUCUGGACGAUGGUGAUGUACGCGUGGUACCAGAUUCUCGGCCUGCUGUUCAUCCCGAUCGGCGUCUACUUCGCCGUGCUCGCGUCGCCCGCGUUUUCCCCGAGCGCCAAGUUCGACUCGCACGCGGCGCAAGUCGGCAUCGUCGUGAUGAUCUACGCGUUUCUCGUGAGCGCGCUGAUCAUCUGCCCGGUGUACUUCGUGGUGUGCGCGCACCCGUACGUCCGGUUAGCGUUCGUGGGGUACGUGUCGUGGUACGCGCUGGUGGACGCGAAGACGCCGAUGAACGGCGGGCGGUUUCUGCCGUGGUUUCGGCGGCUUCCGUUCUGGGCGACGAUGGCGGAUUACUUCCCCGUGCGUCUGCACAAGAGCGUGGAUCUUGAUCCGAAGGGAAACUACCUGUUCGGGUACCACCCGCACGGGAUCAUCGGCGUCGGCGCGCUGAUAACGUUCGCGACGAACGCGACCGGGUUCGAGCAGGCGUUUCCCGGGCUGGACCUGCGUUUGCUCACGCUCGCGUCGAAUUUCUACUUGCCGUUCACGCGCGAGAUCUUGCUCGCGAUGGGCAUCAACAGCGUGAAGAAAGAGAGCGUGGAGACGAACUUGACGCGCAGGCCCGGCGCGUCCGUCGCGAUCGUCGUCGGCGGCGCCGCGGAGGCGCUCGACGCGCGGCCCGGAUGGGCGGUGUUGACGCUCGCGAGGAGGAAGGGAUUCGUGAAGCUCGCGAUGAAGACGGGCGCGAGCUUGGUGCCGGUGUUCGCGUUCGGGGAGAACGACAUCUUCGACCAGGUGGAUAACCCGGACGGGUCGCCGCUCAGGCGGUUUCAGACGUGGACGAAGCAGCUCAUAGGGGUGACGCCGCCGGCGUUUUACGGCAGGUCGCUCUCGAGAGGGAUCAUGCGGCGGAUAUUUCGGAGCGGCGCGGGGGUGAUGCCGAAACGCGAGAGCAUCGAGGUGGUCGUCGGGCAUCCGAUCAAGUGCCCGAAGAUGGCCGAACCGAGCGUGAAACAGAUAGACGAGUACCACCAAAAGUACAUCAGCGCGUUGAAGGAGUUGUACGACACGCACCGGCGGUUGUUUCACAAGCUGAAGCGCGAGGGGAGCGAGGACGACCUCGCCGCGCGAAUGAAGAGGAUGCAGAGCUUGCGGUUCAUAGACGAGUGAGGAGGAGGAGACGAGAGAGAAUAAGAGAGCGAGAGGGGACAAACGACGAACGAAACGCGCGUGGUUUGCGACGAGGAGAGGUAAAAGUAAUAUGAACGCGAAUAGAAGAACGAACG